Molecule: messenger RNA, 303 nt
Organism: Oppiella nova
Lineage: Eukaryota; Metazoa; Arthropoda; Arachnida; Sarcoptiformes; Oppiidae
Source: the annotation of a GenBank genome assembly
CAUAUUGAAUGUGAGACCCAUUAGUAGUGUUCAGUUCAUCGAGACAUCGAUUUCUUGUUUGGAUUCAAUUGAAGUGAUCAUCAAAUCGGUGGACAAAUGGCCAACAAGUUAGCGGAUUUCCUGAACCGUUUGGGUCGCAACCCCUCGGGCCUUAGCCUCGGUAUCAAACUAUUGGUGGGCGCGGGAGGGCUCGGAUACGCCGCCACUCAGUCAGUCUAUACCGUGGAUGGCGGCCACAGAGCCAUAAUCUUCAACCGAAUCGGUGGUGUCGGAAGUGGUAUUUACUCCGAGGGCUUACACUUU